AUGUCCGAAGACCUGGCCGAAAUUGAAGAGCCCAAGAUCCCGGGCAACUACUCUGCACGCAGGCAGAACAGAUGGCUCCCGCCCUCGUCGAGAGGCGACGAAAACGGCGCAAACGACGAGAACGAGCGACAUGUUCCACCCCACGUCCAUGAGGACGUAGACGAGAUUCACAGGACCGUGUCGCGCUUCCAUGUGUCUCCCGCGCAACUGUACUCGACCGACUCUGGGAAGCUGUACCAUGCGGGGUGUAUUUGCAUCGUCUUGGUGGGACCGCCUGCGCGCGGUAAAACCAACCUGUCGAUCAGUCUGUGCAGGUAUUUGCGAUGGCUGGGAGUUCGGGCCAAUUUGUUCCAUUUGGGCGACAUUAGAAGAGAGAAGACGAAACACGUGCCGUUUGAGUUUUUCGACCCAAAGCCGGAAAGCGAGGAGGCGAAACGGGUGCGCCAGGAACUAACCGACCUGGCCGUGCGAGACGUGCUCAAUUUUUUCCAGAACGACAUGGGCCAGAUUGCUAUCUACGACGCGGUGAACGGCGUGAGCUCGCAGAGACGCGAGCUGGCGCACGUGCUGCAGCAGCACGACGUCAAGGUGAUUUUCAUCGAGAGCCUGAUCGACGACCCGAAACUGCUGGAGAGCAACAUAGCCGACGCCGCCAAGUCGCCAGACUACAUCAACUGGGACGCCGAGGAGGCGAUUGCCGACUACAAGAAGCGGGUCAGCGUGGUGGCGCACUCGUACGAGGAGAUGGACGAGGAGGAGCUCACGUACAUCAAGUUUAUCAAUUUUGGCGAGAAGCUGCUGGUGAACAGGUCGAAGCACGACUUCCUCACGACGAAAAUAAUAUUCUAUCUCAUGAACUCGAAAAUCAAGAAGGGCUCUAUUUAUUUCGCAAGAUGCUCCAACAACAAGCUCAACUUCAAGAGCGACCCGCCGCUGGACGCCAAGGGCCAGGAGUACGCGCGUAAGAUUUUCGACACGAUGGUCAAACAUUACCAGGAGCAGGGCCACGAAGGUCUGCCUGCGGAUCUGCAGGUGUGGACGUCUGUCAGACUGCGCACGACACAACUGGCGCAGGUGUUCAAGGACGUGGGGCUGACAGUGACACACCGCCCGGAAAUGACGCAGCUGAACCCUGGCGACGCCCACGGGCUCACAGACGAAGAGCUGAAGGAGAAAUUCCCAGAGGACUACCACAGACACCAGCUCGAUCCGUACCACCACCGGUACCCGAGAGCCGACUGCUACCACGACCUGGCACUGAAGUUGGAGCCGCUGAUCAUGGAGAUCGAGCGUCUGACAAACGAUGUGCUGGUCAUCGCCGACGAGACCGUCAUCCAGGUGUUCUACGGCUACCUGAUGGCGUCGUCGUGCAGCGACAUCCCGUUCCUCAAGUUCCCGCAGUCAGAGGUCACCAAAAUCACCUACAACGCUUACAUGAACAAGGCGACCAGAAUCAAGAUCGAGGGUCUGCAGGAGUAA
This is a messenger RNA of Ogataea angusta, 1479 nucleotides long. RefSeq lists its product as uncharacterized. Bases 1 to 1479 code for a protein of 492 amino acids. Gene Ontology annotation, molecular function: 6-phosphofructo-2-kinase activity; ATP binding; fructose-2,6-bisphosphate 2-phosphatase activity. The record is from RefSeq and is a predicted model, not a curated record. Gene Ontology annotation, cellular component: cytosol. The transcript has a single exon. Gene Ontology annotation, biological process: fructose metabolic process; fructose 2,6-bisphosphate metabolic process. NCBI's taxonomy places the organism in Eukaryota, Fungi, Ascomycota, Pichiomycetes, Pichiales, Pichiaceae.